AUGCAGAUCUUACAGGCCGUCCAAGACCUGGCUCAAGAUGUAAAGGAACAACGGUCUUCGGGCGUAGCCGAUACACCCUCUCAAACCCACCAGCCAACGAGGCACAAUGAAGCUGACUCUCUGGUCAACUUGACUGCUACACCGCAGUCCAUUGCAGUUCCCGAAGGUCACGUCGAAAGAUUCUCCGAAGGUCUCGACAGCGUCUUGAAAUGGAAUGUGUUCCCUUUAGAUGUCAACCCUAUCCCUAUCGAUAACGGAAGCUUGAUGGCUAUGCCAGACGAGCUCCCCCCAAUAAGUUUCCCAGAGCUAAAGAGGCUGCAGAAAUGCUAUCUCAGUACUGUCCACAGCGUCAAUCCCAUUCUAGACGUCGCUGUACUCGACCACAUCUGGUUCAUGUGCAAUUUACAGCCACUCGAGGCCUGGAGGUACUUCACCAUGGCCGGAAACUCCUGCUACUCUGCAAUAUGGGCGAGGGAACCCACUAUGUCUGCUGGGCCGCCGAAUUCCCCCUCUAGUCCACAAGCAAUCAAGCAAAGCAUUUUCUACACUGCAUAUAAAUCGGAAGUCGAGAUCCGCUACGAAAUACCCAGUUUACCAGGCUCAAUGCUGGAACACAUCGAGGAUCGCCUCACGUUUCCAUCGCCACCAGCAGCGAACUGUCUGUUCGACGAGACUAUAGCUUGGUACUACUUCCUCGCAGACAUCGCUGCCCGACAUUUGAUCAACCGCAUCAUCGACGCCAAAGUCGAGAUCUCUGGAUGCCCCAGCGAAGCGCAAGCCAACUCUUUACUGCGUUCAUAUGAGGUUUUUGGCUCGCAGCUACAGGACUGGUAUCUGUCCCUCCCACCAGAAAUAUCGUUCCCGCCGCCGGAUGCAACUAUUUCCUCCGAGUCGAAUAUCUACAAAAGAAUCCUCCGUUCGCGGUAUCUAUUCAUCAAGGAGCUUCUGUGUCGGUCGUUCGUACGGCUGUGUCUAAACUACGACCUCAAACUCCCCAGUGCUCUGGAUGACGAGAUUGUCCGUAUAGCCUCCUUGGGCCUCCAGUACUGUGCCUGGAGACUGAAAGCUGUGGAUCGAAUGAACAAACUGGACCAUGGACUGUGGAUAUGGAUUCGAAAUAGUACAGCUUGUUCCAUGAUACUGAUUGGUGCUGCUCGGAGCCUCCAGUCCCAGUCCGCAACUGCAUCUGGGCGACUAGUUCUUCCUGGAGAUUGGCGUGAGACCGUUGUUAGUUUCUUGCAUGGACUUGAGAAGUAUUCUCACGAAACGAGAGGUGGCGUAGCUUCAUGCUAUCGACUUGUGACAUGGGGUCUUGACGGGUUUCAGCCAAGCUCACCAAAUAUUAUUUAA
Fusarium mangiferae is the source of this 1350-nucleotide messenger RNA. RefSeq lists its product as uncharacterized. The coding region runs from base 1 to 1350 and encodes 449 amino acids. Lineage: Eukaryota; Fungi; Ascomycota; Sordariomycetes; Hypocreales; Nectriaceae. The transcript has 4 exons. The record is from RefSeq and is a predicted model, not a curated record.